AUGGAGACACCUUCAACGGGUGCGUCCUUGAUGCUAGCCUUUCGUCCUAUCGGCCGGAAGAUCAUAGUACUAGGAACCCGCAGAUUAGCAGCUUCUCGAAUCGUCAACAUUCUAGAAGCCGAUGCGAUUCCCGUCUUGAUCGGGAUUGAUUGCGCAUCAGUACAAGAAGCAAGCGAAGAAGUUCGAUGGAGGGUGGAGCAAAAUCAGUGUACGUUCCAACAAGCACCACAAUACGAUACACCGUCAGCCUGGUCUUCACUACUGGAUCAGCUGGAUGAAGGAAAUAGAAGUGUAUUCGCCGUUUGCAUCUGUGAUACUCUACAUGCAGGGGAUGAAGAAAAGAUCUCAAACUCCUCUUCUUCCGACAAGCUAUCACCGCUAGACCGUGCAAAAGUCGUUGUCCAACUCUGUCGGGAAAGAAGGAUACCGGUCAAUGUCGCGGAUCAUCCCGAACUUUGCGACUUCACUUUUCCCGCCUCGCAUCGAUUUGCAGCCACAAAAGUGGGUGAAGACACGAGUCUAUCAGCCUCCGCCUCAUCUUUGCAAGUUGCAGUGACGACAAAUGGACGUGGAUGUAGACUGGCAACUCGGAUACGAAGAGAGAUUGUAUCAAGCUUACCUCGAAAUGUAGGGGAUGCGGUUGAAAGAAUCGGAGAUAUGCGAGAGAUGGCAAAGGGAAGGCAGGAAAGACGAAAGAACGGCGCAAGAGAACCUUCUCUUCGUAGAAAGGCCUUUGGAGGAGAAGAGGUGGAGGAAGAAGAUCUCUCUUUUGAUACAACACCCAUCAACAGUCCCGUACCACAGAUUGGAAACACAAGCAAAGAGUACAUCAGUGCAGGAGUAGCAGCAGCAUCGGAACGCUUACUCGCAAGGGAAGCAAAGUUGAUGGAAGACAGAAAGAGGAGAAUGCGCUGGGUAGCACAAAUGAGCGAAUACUGGCCAAUCGCAUACCUUGGCUCUCUUACGAAACCGGACAUGGUACGAGCACUUGAAACGUAUGCAGGUGAAAACAAAGAUGAUCCACCGCCUGUACCACUAGACGUGGUUGAUGAAGAGGCAACAAGGGGAAGAGAUAAUACUCGACCAGCUACGGCAGAUCAGGUUCCUGGAAGACGAGCAUCGUCUCAACACAGCUUGGCGAUUCCUCAACCAACAAGUUCGCAUACGAGCGAAAAAGGGCACAUCUAUCUGGUCGGAUCUGGACCUGGUCAUCCAGGGCUGCUAACGGCAAUGGCAUAUCGACUCUUAACAUCCAAAGAUACGGAUAUUGUUUUGUCGGAUAAAUUGGUCCCUUCUCCCAUCUUAUCCUUAAUUCCAAAACAUAUCACCUUGCACAUCGCACGCAAGUUCCCGGGAAAUGCAGAAGGAGCUCAAAGCGAAUUGAUCGCAUUAGCAUUAGAAGCUGCAAAGCAAGGAAGAUGUGUCGUUCGAUUGAAACAAGGGGAUCCAUUCGUAUACGGUCGUGGGGGAGAAGAAGUUUUGGCAUUUGCAAGGGAAGGUAUAAGUACAACAGUCAUUCCUGGAAUCAGUAGUGCCCUUGCCGCUCCUCUCUUACUCAACAUUCCCGUCACGCAAAGAGGAGCUGCUGACAGCAUGACUUUGUGUACUGGUGUUGGGAGAGGCGGAAAGAGUGUCAGAUUGCCAGGAUAUGAACGUAGCCGUAGCUUGGUCAUUCUGAUGGGCGUUGCACGAUUGCAUGAUGUCGUCAAAACGCUUUGUCAUGGCUGGAAGAGUGCAUUGGGCGAAGGAGCAGUGAUUUCAGACACGCCAACUGGUGUUCGACUUGGUAUGCCUUUCCCGCCUUAUACACCCAUUGCAAUCAUUGAACGUGCUUCUUCAACAGAUCAAAGAAUGGUAGCAUCUACUUUGGAAGGCAUAGAGAAAGCCUUGACUGCAAGUGGAGAACAGAGGCCGCCAGGGAUGAUGCUUGUAGGAUGGACAGCAAUGGCAUUGGACGGAGGAGGAAAGGGAAAUGUGGAUGUGCUAGAUGACGAAGACAAACUAGGUGAUGACGCUGCAAUGCUGGAGAAAGCAGAUCGAGACAGAGUAGACAGAUGGUUAGGCAAAAAGGGAUGCAUUAUUCGUGAAGGUUUGGACGACGCAUAUACCCGCGAAUUAGCACUUUCAGCGUCAUACCCUGCUCAAAUGGGAGAGGAUGUUCCCGAGACAUCCACUCGAGGACCUUCUGGCUGGGCACCACCACGAUAUGGAAACGAUGGAAUUCCACGCGGAGGCUGGGGUGAAGGUGAAAAAAGUGUAUAA
Molecule: messenger RNA, 2262 nt
Organism: Meira miltonrushii
Lineage: Eukaryota; Fungi; Basidiomycota; Exobasidiomycetes; Exobasidiales; Brachybasidiaceae
Exons: 1
Coding region: 1-2262 (753 amino acids)
Biological process (GO): siroheme biosynthetic process
Molecular function (GO): uroporphyrin-III C-methyltransferase activity
Source: RefSeq, a predicted model, not a curated record